AUGGCCACCCCUACAGCUACUCCCACACCGUCCCACACUCCUCAUUCAUCACCCUCCAUCCCUCAAGCAUUCACACAACGACGGACUUCAAUUCGACAACCAGCAAGACCGUCUACUGCUCCUUACCUCACUCAUGCUCCCAUACUCGGGGCAACACCCUUGAGCCAACUCAGGCCACGAUCAAGUCAACAGCUGAGGAAGAGCACAUCCUCAAUACACCCAGUACACCCAAUGCAACCCAUCACACCCCCAUUCCCUACCCCGAACCCAAACCAACAACAAGGAGAAUCAUUCCCCCUCUCUCCCAUCUCCCCACAGCCCAUCUCCCGCUGGAGAGCAAGUCUCGCCCAUCUCCGAGCAGCAAUCUCCAACCCCGCACCGGAAGACCCGGGCUUGUACUCGAGCGCAGACUCACUCCCAUCCCGAUGGGAAGAUGCGGAUGACGCUCUCUUUUUAUCUGCCUUGACACAUAAUGGGGUCGGGGCGGGAUUGCCAGGGCAGAGGGAGGCGGACGCUUUGGCAGAAGCGGAGCGAGGGGGUGGGGAGGAAGGGGAAGGGUGCCCGUACACAGGGAGAUGGAGAGGCAAGGUCUACCAGAGCAGCACAGACAGCGUAGACGAAAUCGUUGUCGACGGGUUCCUCUCCCGCCCGCACCCACGCCCGCACGCGCAUGCUCUCCCCCAAUCGCAAUCCGAGUCCUCCGAACCCGAACCCCUCUUCUACCCUCCCUCGCUACGCGAACCCCCCUCCCGUGCGCCGCCCAACUCCUUCCCUGCUCUGGUAUGGUAUAUCCUCGGCCUGGGGGGUGGGGUAGGGUGGUGCAGACGCAGAGUUUGGCCCGCUGUGGGACGGUUUUUCGACUUGAGCUUCUGGAGCGAUGCACAGGAGGAGUCUUACAGGCGUGAUUGGUGGUACACCUCUAAACAACUCGCAUUCACAGCCUCCCUCUUCUAUAUCCUCAAUACCAUCCUCGCGAUCUCUCUUAUCCCGCGUCCCCUCAACCUGUACAACAAGAUCACCUAUUUCGGGAUCGCGCCCCUCGUCACCGUGCCCAUCACGAUGAUGGUCCUGUUCAACGCGCCCCGUUUCCGAUGGAGACAUAAUUGGCAGAUCGUCUACCAGCCAGUGUUAUGCAUGGCCACUUGGUGCUGGGCGUGGUUUAGCAUUUGGGAUAUGUGGGCGUGUGGGUAUUAUCAGACGGUGGAUCAUCCGAUGUGUGGGAAUAAGGACUUCUUGUCGACAUUUUAUUUCGCCACAGCCCUCCCCGUCCUUGCCCUCUUCGCGCUCGGCCAGCACAGACUCUACGCUUCCCUAGGCGCGAUCGCCUACUUUGUACUUAUGUGUGUGCUUAUACUGCCGGAUCGGUCCAGUUGGGUCAGGAACGUACUCAACUUCAUCGUCUUCCAAGCCUUCCUCAUCUACGUCCACUACAUGCGCGAACAAGCCGAACGACGGAUAUUCAUCCUCCGCGAGCAGCUCAAAGCGCAAUUCAAAGUUACGGAAAAAGCGCAGGAUCUUGAGCGUCGUGCCAGCGAUAGCAAGAAGCGUUUUGUAUCUUAUAUAUUUCAUGAGGUGCGCGUCCCACUCAAUACUGCCCUCUUGGCGGUGCAGAACUUGGCGCCGGACGUGUUGAGCUGGAGGGGGAAGGAUGAUAUUGAGUUUGGCGCGCUGGAGGGGAGUCUGAAUAUGAUGUCCAAAGUGCUAAACGACGUGCUCGACUUCAACCGCAUGGAUUCGGGCAGGUUUGAAUCCACCUCCUCUCCCUUCUGCUUCCAUAACGUCAUACGCACCAUGCUUAUCCCGCUCGAGCUAGCAGCCCAGGCUCGCGGGCUGAGCGUCACCACCCAGCUGGACACGGCGAUCGAUUCCGAGGCGAAUAGGGCCGCGGCGGCCGAGUGCGAGUCGGGGGCCGACGCACUCCCUGUGCAGGGGGAAGGCUGGGUCUUGGGGGACGAGAUGCGCCUUCGGCAGCUGGUGACGAACCUUACGAGCAACGCCUGCAAGUUCACCCCUUCCGGCGGGCGGGUGUGUGUGCGUACGACCCUGAUCAAGCGCUGGGAAGGGCCUUGUGCGAGCGAGGAUGGGAAGCCGAGGAACAGUUCUGCUUCUGAGUUGAGCGAUCCUGGCGGAGAGAGCGGGAGCGACCAGAGUCCUUGUAGGUGGAGAGGACGCCCUGCUGGUAGAGAUAGUAUUGUCGUUAGGAUCGAGGUGGAGGAUACGGGCGUCGGGAUCCGGCCUAGGGACAUAAUGGCCAACCAGCUAUUUAGCCCGUACGUCCAGACGGAGAUCGGCAGAUAUCAAGGUGGGAAAGGCACGGGCCUCGGACUUGCUCUCGUUAGGCAUAUCGUCAAGCUCUCUGGGGGUAGGCUGGGCGUGCGCAGUAAAGUCGGAAAGGGGAGUACGUUCUGGGUCGAGCUCGCCCUUGGGGUGGGGAAGGAAGCUGUGGCCCCGGUUACGGAAAGGCAGCGGCUUGUGAGUGAGGACCUGCCCUUGGCUCCGUCUGCAUCUGGGUUCGAGGAGGAGGUCCCUCCCCCGUUACUGAUGAAUGGGACGGGAGGGACAGGGACGAUGUUCACUGCCAUGUCUAAUGUGGGGGGGAUGAGGAUCCCUCUUCCCCAGACGGGGGUGAUCGACGCUCGCGCUGUGGAGGGGGCGACGCCUAGUACGCAAGCGAGCACUGGGUCUAAGGGGUACCUCGACACCCCCCUGAGCGACGACUCGGCGAUGAAGACUAUCCUGGAACAUGACGGUAUGGUUGAGCUCACAUCUCGCCGCCUGGCUCCUGCGCCUGUGCCUGCUUCUUCCCCAACCGGGACGGUGCGAUCCGACCCCUCCCCCAACCUGGCAGAAACGCUCUCCACCCAGUCCUUCGCUCCCCUCCUACCGCCUGUUCCGCCGGAGGAGACAACGGCAAAGUACUCCCCGAACAGGGGUGUGUUGGCUGCUGCCCUCCUCCCUACACCGAGGGACUCGCCGACCGACGUGCCCGCCACUAACCCCGUGCGUGCCCCUGCUCCUUCCCCGGCUCCGGCUGUGCCUGCAGAGGAACCCCUGCCCGUCCUCGUCGUCGAUGAUGAUAACCUCACGCGUCGGCUCAUGGCACGCAUGCUCUCCCGCAUGGGGUGUACCGCCGACACAGCGGAAGACGGUUCCGUAGCGCUCAAGAUGUUGCUAGGGGAGACGGCGGCAGCGCGGGCGCUAAGCUCCGACCCGUUCUACGCUGGCGCUGUUAUCCCCCCUCUCUCCAACGGCCAGAACCAGGACGAGCCAACAGACGAGCAUAAAUACGGCAUCGUCUUCCUUGACAACCAGAUGCCGUUCUAUUCUGGCGUGCAGGUAGUGUACAAGCUUCGCGAGCUUGGAAGGCACACGUUCGUCGUUGGCGUGACGGGGAAUGCGCUUGCUGAGGAUCAGCAGGAGUAUCUAGACGCUGGGGUUGACCGCGUGCUUACAAAGCCAGUAAUGGAAAAAGACCUUCGGGCAAUGGUGACGCUUGCGCGCAGUGUGAGAAAAAAGAAACGUGCCAUCCCUCCCCCGGCUGCGCUACUUACUCCUCUACCACCAUCAAAAUCAUCCGCAACGUCACGAAGUGACUUGACGGCACGACCAUAG
Molecule: messenger RNA, 3612 nt
Organism: Dacryopinax primogenitus
Lineage: Eukaryota; Fungi; Basidiomycota; Dacrymycetes; Dacrymycetales; Dacrymycetaceae
Exons: 8
Coding region: 1-3612 (1203 amino acids)
Biological process (GO): protein autophosphorylation; phosphorelay signal transduction system
Molecular function (GO): histidine phosphotransfer kinase activity; phosphorelay sensor kinase activity
Source: RefSeq, a predicted model, not a curated record